Molecule: messenger RNA, 4308 nt
Organism: Coregonus sp. 'balchen'
Lineage: Eukaryota; Metazoa; Chordata; Actinopteri; Salmoniformes; Salmonidae
Source: the annotation of a GenBank genome assembly
AUGGACGGACAGACUCAGAGGAUUCAGCUGGUGUCAGCUGAUGGUGGCAUGAUGGGACACCGAAUCCAGGUAAUGUAACAGACCGGUCAUUUCCUGACAUGAUACAUGGCUGUGACAUUCACGUCUCAGGUUAUCUCUUACCCCGAAACUAUAGGUCAAGGCUAUUAUUAGUCAACAUCUGCAUGACUAGUAGCUUCAUAUGACUUCAAGGUUAGAAAAUAGCAGAACAUAGCAUCAGGGUUAGAUUCCAGUGGAAAGGUACGGGACAGGACACUAUUAACAUGUUCAUCUUCAGCAUUUGAUUAUACCAAAUAGAGCAUAUUGGCUUCAGACAGUAUCCUAACCCAAUAUCAUUUGGCUGUAGUAUUUAUGUUAUUCUCAUUUGACUUGAUUCUUCUCCUUUCCUUCCAGAUUGUGACAGACCAGUCCACGGGCCAGAAGAUCCAGAUCGUCACUGCAUUGGAGCAGGGUUCUGGUGGCAAGCAGCAGUUUAUCCUGGCUAACGCAGACUACUCUACGCCAGGCAAGGUAAUCCUAGCCAAACAAGAGGCCUCGUCCCCGGGCAAGGUGAUCCUGGCGGCCCCAGACGGUUCAGGGGUCAACCAGCUGCUGUUUGCCUCCCCUGACCUGGCCGGCCAGCAGAUCCAGGUAGAGGCCGCGGCCAGCACCACCAAUAUUCUAGUCUCUUACUACCAUCUACUCAGAAUAUUGCUAUCCGCAAUAUUCUGGUUCCCCAAGCACAGAUUAAAGCUACGAUCUGGGAAUAGUUUUUCAGCAAAACAGCCGCCCUGCCAUUUGUUUUUGUAUACAGCUGAGGGAUGGGGUUAGGGAAAUGUAACCCCUCUCAAAUUCAUAUUAGACAGUGCUCUAUAUGCAAGGAUUGACAGUCCAUUUAGUCCAGUACUAUGCUUAAUCUGUGAGGGAAACAGGCCCCUAAAAGUACCUUUGACACUUGAUAUGAAUGCCUCUUUUGCUUUUUGUGUGCGUUGUAUUUCCAGUUUGUGACGGAAGGGUCAGACCAGGCCCUUUCCAAGCCCGUGGUGGAGUACUGUGUGGUGUGUGGAGACAAGGCCUCAGGUAGGAAUGACAUGCACUUGAACUUGUGUACACACACCCUCUCUUCUUAUUGUGUGACUGACUCCCCCCCCCUUCUCCUUGCCCAGGACGUCACUACGGGGCGGUGAGCUGUGAGGGCUGUAAGGGUUUCUUCAAGCGCAGCAUCAGGAAGAACCUGGUUUAUACAUGCAGGGGGUCCGGAGAGUGUGUCAUCAACAAGCACCACAGGAACCGCUGCCAGUACUGCAGACUGCAGCGCUGCAUGGUCCUGGGAAUGAAACAGGACUGUGAGUAUCUGCCCCAAUCACUUACUGACGUUCACGUAGGAAUAUAUAAUGUUAAACAAACAUGCUUCUCUAACAUGUUAAUUAAGGAAUGGUGUCAGUUUGUCAACAUCUGCAAUGUUCCACAAUGCCCUGAGUUGCUUACUAGUCAGUAUGUUUGAGGGGAUCAGUUUGAGCAAAGUGGAGGUGCAGUAUCGCUAAUAUUGAUCACAUAAUGGCUGUUUACACAGCCACUCUAAGAACGCAAAUCUGAUUUAAUUUCUAUAUCCAAUAUUUAUUUCUGCCCACACUCACUGAUGUAGCCUCUGAAGUAGCACACAGAUGCAAUGCUAAUUUCCUGUCACUGUGAUUUUUUGGGGGAUGGUUGUCAUGGUAACGGCAUGUCAUGUGCAAAAAAUAAACUUCCGAGCAAAGAAAUCUGAUCUGAGCGUCCAGACAGAGGUUGCAUAUGGAGGAUCGGUUUUGAAUCAGAUCCAGUAAAGCCUGUGUAAACGCAGCCAUAUGGAGGUGGUAUGAAUUGUAAAUCAAAAGAUCAGAUUCCAUGUGUUUUUUUUGUUGCUGUUUACACAUUAGGAAAAUAUUAGAAUGCAAAUUAAUUGGCGAAAGAUCUGAAUUUAGCUGCCUGUGUAAACACAGCCAUAAUGAGGAGUUAUUUGGGAUGGAAGGUGAUUUGUAAAUCACUGGUUCUGUGUAGUCCAACUGCAAUGUAGUCGAUCACAAAAUGCACAUAAGGUGGAUUAGAGUUUCAACUGUUCUCUUCCUCUCUCUCAGCCGUUCAGUGUGAGAGGAAGCCGGUGGAGGUAUCCAGAGAGAAGUCUAUCAACUGUGCUGCGUCUACAGAGAAGAUCUACAUCAGGAAGAACCUGUGUAGUCCUCUGGCUGCCACGCCCACCUUCGUCACCGACAAGGAAACCGCCAGGUACUACAAGGAAACCGCCAGGUACUACAAGGAAACCGCCAGGUACUGCAGCUGGCUUAAGGGCCCCAUGACAUAGACCAACGCAGCAUAAAAUGAUGAAACCAACUCUAUGUAAUUCAUUGGGGAAGUUGGGUUGGAGUGGCGGAAUAUAGGUGCAUGAGGUCACAUCAAACACAGCAUCAAAAGGCACGGAGCGCAUACUCCACCGUAAGCUCUGUGUGGGAUGCGUUGCCAGUGUGUGUGAGCCCUAAUUAAUUAAUUGAUGUUACUGAUUGGCUGGAGAGUGGACACACCUGGGUUCCCAGGUAGAAAUCAGUCCGUAGAGUCCACUCGGAGAGGAAGAGGUGAAGCGAGAGGGAUAACUGGGUCCAAGAUCGGUCUUCUCCAGCAGGUGACGGUUUCAUUUUUCUCCGCUCACCAAGCAAGGAGUUUUUGUAUGGAGGUCAAAAAGAAGGUCGAAUUUGGUUAACAAGAAAUGUAAUUGCUUAUUUGCUACGUGUGGCUUUUUAUUUGAUCAAAUAGAAGUUCCGUAAUGCUUAGGUUGUACUGAUAUAAGUAGGACACGUGACAACCCGGCAACGUUUUUUUAUUUUUAUAUCGGAGUUGUUCCUGUUUACGCGUAUCUGCCCUCUCAUUGGCUAGAAUGGUCCCACCUGAUCUUGCUUCCUCCCGACUACCCUCCAUUUUUUAAAUACAUUUUAUUUCAUUGUUAAAGUGGCCACUUGAGAAUCUGGUCAAUAUAAUGGAUAAUCUGUGGUCCACUGGAUUUAUGCACCUCUGCCCUUGUGGAAUGAGAAGACUAACCACUGCUUCAGCAGUCUCAAUCAUUCAUAAUUGGACUCUCCUCCCCUUCAUCUGCACUGAUUGGACAAGAUUUGAUAGGUGAAAACAAUAUGGUGGAAGCUCAACAUUGGCUGUGUUUAGACAGGUAGCCCAGUUCUGAUCUUUCUUUCACUAAUUAGUAUUCUGACCAAUCAGAUCAGCUCUGAAAAAGAUCUGAUGUGAACAGAUCUGAUGUGAUUGGUCAAAAGACCAAUUAGUGGAAAAAAAUAUGCCUGUCUAAGCGCAGCCAAAAUAGGCUAGCUUUCAACCUUUUUUCCAGAUUAGUGCAGAUGAAGAGGAUGGUGAGGGUAAACCUUCGAGAUCUCUGUGGGAUUAGAUGGUAGAAUUGAAGUGUUGUUUGUGUUUGCAGGUCAACUAGUUUGCUGGAGUCGAGCAUGCUCCUCAACAUCCAGCAGCCAUUCCCCAAGCUGGAGAACACCAUCCUGGUCCCCACAUCCCCUGAAUCGGUUAGUAACUACAGCACGGGGGGGCAUAAUACAUAAUUUCAUAGUUAGCUCGCAUCCACCCAUGGGGUACCACUCAAAAAUAAUAGUAAAAAAAAAAAAAAAAGUACACAUACAAAGCAUUGAUCACCAUGAUCAUACCACAGAGCCAAAAAGUUACAAAUGUAGUAUGUAAAAAAAAAUGUGUCCAUCCAACCGCCCACCUCCUGUAAUUUAUUUUCAAUAAAUUAGCAAAAAUGUCUAAAAACAUGUUUUCAUUUUGUUAUUGUGUGUGUAGAUGGGUGAGAGAAGAAAAUAUAUGUAACACAUUUUGAAUUCAGGCUGGAACACAACAAAAUGUGGAAUAAGUCAAGGGGUAUGAAUACUUUCUUGAGGCACAGUAUAAGUGAAGACCAUCUCUCCCAGGGCAAUAGGAGACACCGUAUUUCUAUCUGUUUCUUAUCUAAGGAAGGAAAUAUAUCUAUUCACAAAUGUUUACAAUGGGAAAGGAUUGGGACUCCAUUAGUAGUUUCCAUUUUUUCCAUUAUUAAUAAUGGUGCUGAUUGUCCCUUGUACCCCUCCAUAGAAUGACCCGUGUCAGGGCGACCUGAGCACGUUGGCCAACGUGGUAACAUCACUGGCUCACAUGAACAAGGCCCGGGAGAUGAACGACAUUACCGACGGCAAUGACCUAAUGGGUGUGGACGACCCCCUUAGCAACGGAGACAGCUCAAUGACGGAUCUCCAAGGAGAUGAACAGACCGCCAGUGACAUUACGCGGUGA